Molecule: messenger RNA, 666 nt
Organism: Cornus florida
Lineage: Eukaryota; Viridiplantae; Streptophyta; Magnoliopsida; Cornales; Cornaceae
Product: E3 ubiquitin-protein ligase RSL1-like
Exons: 2
Coding region: 1-666 (221 amino acids)
Biological process (GO): protein polyubiquitination; positive regulation of proteasomal ubiquitin-dependent protein catabolic process; ubiquitin-dependent protein catabolic process
Cellular component (GO): cytoplasm; ubiquitin ligase complex
Molecular function (GO): zinc ion binding; ubiquitin protein ligase activity; ubiquitin conjugating enzyme binding
Source: RefSeq, a predicted model, not a curated record
AUGGGAAACACAUUGCAAAAGCAAGAGGAAUCAACCUUCUUCACUUGCCAGAUAUGUUUCGAAUCCAUGUUAUCAUCAACCAUGAAAUUCAAUAACAUGAACAGGUGCGUUCAUCCAUUCUGCAAAGACUGCAUGAUUAAGUACAUCGAAGUGAAGGUGAACAACGAUGUCGCCGACAUCAAGUGUCCGGGGCUGAACUGCGAGCAGCUGUUAGACCCUCUCACUUGCAGGCCGAUCAUGGCCGCCAAACUGUUCGACCAGUGGUGCGACCUCCUCUGUGAAUCUGCAGUUUUACGGUUUGAAAGAUGUUACUGUCCCUAUUGGUAUUGCUCGGCUCUGAUUGUGAACGAGUGUGGAGGGAAUGUUAAGAAAUCAAAGUGUCCCAAUUGCAAGAGGAGGUUCUGUUUCCGCUGCAAGCUUCCAUGGCACCCCGGCUAUGGAUGUGAAGAGAGUGGGGUGAGGAUAGAUAUUAAUGAUGAUAUUCAGUUUGGAGUUCUUGCAGAGACGAAGAAGUGGAAGAGAUGUCCGCAUUGCGACAGUUGCAUUGAACUUAUUGAAGGUUGCGAUGUGGGACCAGGUUUUGCUACUGGUGUGGACUCAAGAUUGAUGAAAAUGGGUGUGGGUGCCGGCGCGGGUGUGAUUGGAGGGAGUGGUGCUUUUAUAUAA